Molecule: messenger RNA, 1161 nt
Organism: Orycteropus afer afer
Lineage: Eukaryota; Metazoa; Chordata; Mammalia; Tubulidentata; Orycteropodidae
Gene: SMARCB1
Product: SWI/SNF related, matrix associated, actin dependent regulator of chromatin, subfamily b, member 1
Exons: 9
Coding region: 1-1161 (386 amino acids)
Biological process (GO): regulation of transcription by RNA polymerase II; chromatin remodeling
Cellular component (GO): nuclear chromosome; nucleus
Molecular function (GO): transcription coregulator activity
Source: RefSeq, a predicted model, not a curated record
AUGAUGAUGAUGGCGCUGAGCAAGACCUUCGGGCAGAAGCCCGUUAAGUUCCAGCUGGAGGACGACGGCGAGUUCUACAUGAUCGGCUCCGAGGUGGGAAACUACCUCCGUAUGUUCCGAGGUUCUCUGUACAAGAGGUACCCCUCGCUGUGGAGGCGGCUAGCCACAGUGGAAGAGCGGAAGAGAAUAGUGGCAUCGUCACAUGGUAAAAAAACAAAACCUAACGCCAAGGAUCACGGCUACACGACGCUGGCCACCAGCGUGACCCUGCUCAAGGCCUCAGAGGUGGAGGAGAUCCUGGACGGCAACGACGAGAAAUACAAGGCUGUGUCCAUCAGCACAGAGCCCCCCACCUACCUCAGGGAGCAGAAAGCCAAGAGGAACAGCCAGUGGGUGCCCACCCUGCCCAACAGCUCCCACCAUCUGGACGCGGUGCCCUGCUCCACCACCAUCAACAGGAACCGCAUGGGGCGUGACAAGAAGAGGACCUUCCCUCUCUGCUUUGACGACCAUGACCCCGCCGUCAUCCAUGAGAAUGCCUCACAGCCUGAGGUGCUGGUCCCCAUCCGACUGGACAUGGAGAUUGAUGGGCAGAAGCUGCGGGACGCCUUCACCUGGAACAUGAAUGGGCUGUUGAGGCGUGGCCAGCCGCCCACCCUCCUGGCUCAGACGAGGGCAGUGGUGCUGCCCCACCUGGGCUCAGCCGCCUGGCCCUUCACACACAGCCCUCAGCCACGUCGGCCCCUGCUCUUCAUCAGUGAUGCCGCACACGUGGCUUCCCGCCCAGUGCUGCCCUUGCUGAACAUCCACGUGGGCAACAUCUCCCUGGUGGACCAGUUCGAGUGGGACAUGUCGGAGAAGGAGAACUCGCCCGAGAAGUUUGCUCUGAAGCUGUGCUCAGAGCUGGGCCUGGGCGGGGAGUUUGUCACCACCAUCGCCUACAGCAUCCGGGGACAGCUGAGCUGGCACCAGAAAACCUACGCCUUCAGUGAGAACCCCCUGCCCACGGUGGAGAUCGCCAUCCGGAACACAGGCGAUGCCGACCAGUGGUGCCCACUGCUGGAGACGCUGACAGACGCCGAGAUGGAGAAGAAGAUAAGGGACCAGGACAGGAACACCAGGCGGAUGCGGCGUCUCGCCAACACGGCCCCGGCCUGGUAA